UCCAGAGCAAGGAACGUACAAGGUAGAUGGCUAACGAUAUGUCUGCGUCUUCUUCAUCCGCGCUGGGGAGAAAAGUGAAUCCGUACAACCCGAACUGUCUGUGUGGUGCGAAAGCCCGGUUGUGUACUACCCGGGAUAGCGGCCGGCAGUUUUAUGGAUGCCAAAGAUGGAAGGAUGGCUUAGGGUGUGGCUAUUUUUUAUGGAAAGAUGAUGUAGUUGCUUUCCAUGAAAACAAUGAAGCAUACCUGGGGGUUAAUGGAAGCAUGGAAUCCACAAUUCAUGAGCUGGAGAGGUUGAUGUCAGUUAUGCAACUUGAUAUAGAAACCAUCAAACAAGUUCUUGAAAGUGAAGCAAAAGAGAAGAUGUUCUGGAAGAGAAUGUGGCAAGGUCUUCUGAUUUUUAUUCUUGCUGUUGUUAUUGUGAAGAAAUUGUAAGAGUGAGGCUAUCCAAGGUUGAAUGUUUAGGUGUUUCAAUGUAAUGCUGUUUCGUUUGUUAAUGUGAAGUUUAUGGAGUAGUUUAAUGUUACCAAGGAUCCAUGUAACCUAUUCCUCUGUGAUGUUUGUUACCCAGUUUAGUGACAAAGAUUAUGAAAAUUGUGGAGUAGUUUAACAAUUGAGUAUUCAUACAUGCUGUU
Molecule: messenger RNA, 634 nt
Organism: Cuscuta epithymum
Lineage: Eukaryota; Viridiplantae; Streptophyta; Magnoliopsida; Solanales; Convolvulaceae
Source: the annotation of a GenBank genome assembly